Belonocnema kinseyi is the source of this 1119-nucleotide messenger RNA. RefSeq names its product U3 small nucleolar ribonucleoprotein protein IMP4. NCBI's taxonomy places the organism in Eukaryota, Metazoa, Arthropoda, Insecta, Hymenoptera, Cynipidae. Gene Ontology annotation, cellular component: nucleolus; small-subunit processome; Mpp10 complex. Gene Ontology annotation, biological process: rRNA processing. Bases 117 to 1052 code for a protein of 311 amino acids. The record is from RefSeq and is a predicted model, not a curated record. Gene Ontology annotation, molecular function: rRNA primary transcript binding; snoRNA binding. The transcript has a single exon.
CCUCGUGUUACUGUUGACUACUCGAAACAUAACCUCAAAAAAACACACUUAACAGAAAAACAGUAAAUAACAGUUCGUCGUAAACCUUCCACAACUUGAAAAGCCUCCAACCAAAAAUGUUACGAAGGCAAGCCCGACUCCGUCGUGAGUACCUCUACCGGAAAUCCAAACAGGACAAGUUGAAAACCAUCCAGGAAAAGAAAGACCAGUUGAAGAAGAGUUUGGAAGAAAACACUCCGAUUCAUCCCGACCUAAGAAAAACGGCUCUUCACUUACAGAGGAAAGCAGAAUGGGAGGAUGCAGGUCCCGAACUCGCCCUGGCGAUGGGCACCGAAAUGGGUGGCACCCUGGGUUCCACUGAGGACGACGAGUACCGAUGGGCCGGCGUCGAAGACCCAAAAAUUGUCAUCACAACCUCUCGGGAUCCAAGCUCCAGGUUGAAAAUGUUCGUCAAGGAACUUCGUCUCAUUUUCCCCAACGCUCAGAGGAUGAAUCGAGGUAAUUACGAAAUGAAACAACUCAUGCAUGCCUGCAGGGCAAAUGACGUGACGGAUUUUAUCAUGGUUCACGAGCAUCGAGGAGUUCCUGACUCCCUCGUUAUCUGUCAUCUUCCUUACGGACCAACUGCUUAUUUCACCAUGUCUGGAGUCGUCAUGCGACACGACAUUCCGGAUAUCGGAACAAUGUCCGAGCAAUAUCCACAUCUCGUUUUUCACAAUUUCAAAACGAGACUGGGCAAGAGGACGAUGGAUAUUUUGAAAUAUUUGUUUCCGGUUCCGAAAGAGGACAGUAAGAGGGUCAUCACUUUUGCUAAUCAUGAUGAUUAUAUUUGCUUCCGGCAUCAUACAUUCACCAAAGUAAAUGGAAGGGAUAUUGAAAUGACUGAAGUGGGCCCGAGGUUUCAGUUGAAACUUUACGAAAUCAAAUUGGGUACUCUGGAUACUGUUUCUGCUGCUGAAACUGAAUGGGCUUUGAGGCCUUACAUGAACACGAGUCACAAAAGGAGAUUUUUGUCCGAGGAUGACGGGUGGCAGCAGGAAGAUGAUUUAUAACUGAAGACUUGUACACUUGUAAACUCCUGCUUUUGCAUUUAAUAAACAAUUAUUGUUUUUAUAAUAA